AUGUCGGGUCAACCGAUGCCUCCAGCGCCUCCCUACUGGGGAGCCAACUAUACACAGCAAUGGGCCACUCAACCAGCCCCUUCAUCAGGAUCUAUUCCUCAUGAUAUUCAAUUCAAUCCGGAUCCGUCGUUUGAUCCACAGCAAUAUCGCAAUAUUCAUAAUUUCUAUGCGAAUGCGAACCUCUCGGGAUUAGGAGGCGCAAGCGCAACUGGUACUUUCCCGCCGCCUCCGUUCGCUUUCCCCAGCACUUUCCCUCCUGCACCGAGCGCCCCUCCAUUCGCAAACAUGCCGAACGUGGGGUAUCCUUUGAUGCCAUUAUCGUCAGUACAUUCACAAAUGCGUCCCAACCAGGCGUCAACGAACAACAUGGACAAUUCGGCAAGAAAGACACCGGGUCAGCACCCCACGCCGACUACAAAAUCAAAUCAGGAUUUGGACCGAGAAGAAGGCGAAUUAACGGAUAUAGAAGGUGCUGCAUCGGCUGAGCAGCAGCCUCACUCGCAAAAAAAAGCGCGUCGUCUACGCGGCGAUAUUUCAGGCAGUAAGCCAACUCGCAGAGCCGGUAGUGAAGGGGACAACAGGCUGCCGAUUGGGCAGUCUCAGUCCACAAGAUUGAACGGGCUUCACGCUCAAGAUGAGCGUCCCGCCAUCAUCUCUACCGGUUGCGAGUUGCUUUCAGACCUUGAAGAAGGCGAGGCUUCGCCUGAACCUCGCGCCUCUAGUAGAGCUAGCGGAUCCCCCUAUAACCCCCCAAUGCCGAUAAACGCCAUAUCUCCGCCGAUGUCAAAAUCAUCACCAGAUCUUCUGGAAACGGGUACUAGAGAGGUUGGCGCUGUAGAGCAAAGAUCAGUCUCCGCUUCUAGCAGCUCAAAAAGUUCUCCUGAGUCGGCUGUCUCGGUCGCUCAACUUCGGGUGCAAGCACAGGGCGCCCUACUCAGUUUGGCACCGCACAGUAUCCGUUAUACUGAGCUUGUGGGCGAAGGCAUCAACCCAACAAUACUAAAGCAGCUUUAUGAAGAGGUUGGAAUCAAAGUUCCGAUUACGCCACCAGCCGAUGCUCGCACUCAAUCUAGUUCCAAGGAAACAGCUGAUGCCAGGACUGACCAAUCCGCCGCCAACGGACAAGCAAAGCAACCAGCCAAGCAGAAUGAACCUCAACUAGCUGCUGCACCAACAGCUACUCCCAGAGAGCCCAGUUCCUUUCCACCUCAAUCUGCCCCGGCAAGCACAACCAAACCUAUGGAGCGGAAAGAGGUCAUCGCGAGAAUGCUGGCUGCCAAAGCCGCUAAAAGCUCCCCGGCCUCUGCGCCACCAACAGAUGCCGCACAAACAGCAGCGUCUGUUCAAAGCACGCCUGCGACAGUAGAGAAACCUACGUUAUCCACCUCUUCGCAAGAUCAAUCAGCAAACGAGAAAGAGACACGUUUGAGAGAAAAGAACAAGGCGCAGACUGAACUCGCGAGGCAACGUAUCGAACAGCUGAAGAAGCAGGGGCUCAUCAGAAAUCUUCAAAAAUCACAAAUAAAUGUAGACAAGGAACAGAAAGAUGUCCAGGAGUCGCCGCAGCCGCAACCUUCCACUAUCAAACACCCUUUACCUGAACGCCCUCCACUCCCCGAAUCUGCCUCUUUUGACCAUAUUCCGGGUUUAUUCAUGAUGGGGCAAGCUCCGCCGACAAACGGUGCACUUACUACUGUUCAAGACCCAGUCUCCGAUUCGGCAGCUCAACCCCGCUCUAGCCAACGUAAACGCCCUCGAGCGUCGGACUUCGAUGACGAUCCGAUUCCGGUGCCCAAAAAAGCGUUCACCAACGGCACGAACCACCAGACCCCUCCUGAGCGACUUAUUAUCGACAUAAGUGACGAUGAAUUCUAUGACGAUGACGAGGGUAGCAUGGAUGUUGAAGCAUCGACGGGUCUCUCAAAAGGCACUGGCCCACCGGUUGCUGAGGGAUUACCACGAGCAUAUCCACUACCGGCAGGAAACCUUCCACAUCGACCGGCCACGUCUCAGAGCUACAGCUCUUCCGUAAUCUCUACUCCGGGUAAUCAUAAAAGCAACGAACAGGAUGAUCUUAAGAAAAAGGAUCUUGAGAUUCAAGCUAUGCACCGGAGGAUCGCCGAACUGGAGCAAAGGAAGAAGGCAAAGCUAGCCAGCCGUACUCAAUCCCCUCGUGCUUCAGACUUGUCUUCCCCCGAUAUUGUUGGCACGCCCGCCGCACCUGCCCCAUCAUCGUUCCCAACCCCGCCGAGCGCCACGGAAAAAAAAGCGGAAGACCUUUUAGCGGCCAUGAACGCUGAUGGACUCAGACAACUGAGGUCCAAGAUUCUACGCAUGCAGGAAAUUGAGGCAGGUGUUCCUUCUCUGGAUGCUGUAAUUCGCAAGACUGAGAUGAAACUUGCCAAUGCACGGAGGGAAGUGGAAGAGCUAUCGUCAGAACUAGCGAAAGGGGAAGAAGGCCGACAACAGCUUAUCGACGAGCUCAACGCUCUAAAGUUGGAGGUUUCUGGCUUGUCGCUUGACCAUGUUGAUUCGGCACUGAGUACCAUCGAAGCGAAGAAAGAUUUGCCUGACGAAGCUGUCCAAGCUCCCACUUCUGAGAACGAGGUGGCCGACAACCAUGCCAUGGCCGUUGCCGAGGUACCUGAGGCUGAUGGGUCAACUAAUGAAGAUACUGCGCCUCCCUCGCAUACCGACCCUACUGCUAAAAACCCACCACCUGCGAAAGAUCGGCCAAUUGCCCCUAACACCGUGGAAGAUGCUACGAACCUGAACGCAACCGCCGAAGAGCUAACAGAUACUUCCAUGUCCGACUCUAGCUCCUCAAUGGACGAGUCUUCGGCUGAUUCGAGCAGCGAGUCUGGUUCAUUGAACGAGGAGAUGCCUGAUGCGCCAGAACCCAACACAAACCCGAUUGCACCUGUGGAUGACUUAAAUACCAUCUCUCCAGGACCUUCGAUUGAACCAGCAAGGUUACAAGCAAAGGAGGAACCUCUCCCAGAAGACCAGUCCUUUAAUCUCCAACCCUCAACCAACAAAGACCUAGGUGCAGACUCUGAGAGUCUUGCUUCUCGGGAAUCUCCUGUCUCAGAAGCAUAUGAGCCCCCAGAACCUGAAGAAUCUGCUAAUGCUUCCGAUUCGAAUUACUCACCAGCUCCCAGCCCUGAUUUCCACAGUCCUGCCCCGAACAUGGAAGUCUCUGGGCCUUCAGAAGAUCAAUCUAAAGUAGCUGCAACCAAGCCAACAUUCUCAGAUUGGCCCUCUGGAUGUGCGAUAAACCUCAGUUCCUACCAGGACUUGUGGACGCUGACUUGUACACAGAAUUCACGACGCCCCGAAGACUCGCACCGUAAACUCACACCCUACUCUAGCCCGCUCAAACUAUUCAGGGCUUAUCGAUACCAUCCCAACUACAAUGACGAAGUUUCCGGCGGUUAUCGUUCCCUAACCUAUAGCCACAAUAUUGACCCUUUGAAACACCUCUGUCCCUUCGAAACUUCGGGGGGAGUCUGCAACGACCGUUCCUGCGAAUUCCAACAUUUUCGGAACAUGGCUCUUAGCGAUGACAAGAUUCUCAUCCAAAUGGGAUCCCUGCGGGAAGGCAAAACUGCAGAAGAAUCUGACAAGUACGUCACCGGACUGAAAGAGGCCAUUAACGACAUGCGGCGUGACAAGGUGAAAGAUUUCAACACCGUGGCCGCAGAGAUUGUUGCAUACCGUAGACGCUUCCUUCAAGAUCCUACUCGGGUCUUGGCGCUGUAACAACACCAGUCGCACAACCACCCACUUACUUUAUGAGGGGCUCCUCAGUAUUCAACCAGGUGAGCUGCGACGACGGCAUCGGCACUGACAGAUGACUGUCUUUGCAGAUGUCGCUAGCCCUCGCAAUUCUCCUCUGCUUGAGGGAGAUUGCCCAUAUAUUCAUAAGCAUACCGCAAUAUCUCACCUUUCUUCGGACGCUGUCCCUCGUUUCUUGUUUCUUUCCCCUGUCUUUUUCUAUCGAUCAUCUAUUUGUUUGGCAUACAACAAGCGAGCGCGGAGUUGGGGAGGUUCCGGGUUUCAUUUUCUCGUUUCCCAUA
Messenger RNA from Aspergillus nidulans FGSC A4, 4079 nucleotides. RefSeq lists its product as uncharacterized. The transcript has 5 exons. The record is from RefSeq and is a predicted model, not a curated record. Lineage: Eukaryota; Fungi; Ascomycota; Eurotiomycetes; Eurotiales; Aspergillaceae. The coding region runs from base 1 to 3762 and encodes 1253 amino acids.